UUCAUCAUUAACAGCUUAAAAAUGUCUUGGUGAUUGUAAAGAGUAUAAAGAAUUAAGUACUCUUCUUGGUUCUUUAUCAAAAUUAAAAUUAUCUGUUGAAGAACCCAAGCUUUGUGCUUUAAAUAAUAUUGUUAUCACUACAAUUUCUAGAGAUUAUUUUUUUAGUAUCUUUAAUCAGCUUUUGUAUUUUAUGUGCCUUCUCCAUUAAUUUCUUUUCUUGCUUGCAGAAGUUGUUUGAUGCAGAUAUUAAUUAAACUCUGCUCACUGGAAAUUGUUUGAAAGGGUAUUUUCACUGCUUUCUUUAAUCUCAUAUGGCAAAUCUACACAUUCCUUCACAAAUGGUGAACAUAUGCUAACAUUUGUGCCUGCGCUUUCUACUGCACUUGAGUCUGUUCAGAUCUGAUUAAUAGUUAUUUUUAAUUACUGAUUGAUCAUUCAAUUUCAUCCCACAAAUAAUAAUAAUAAUAUUUGUUUUGAAUAAUUUUAGAAUCUUCCUUGAUUAUUCUUUACUUUCAACUUUUUCUUUGCUGCUGAUUCAUGCAAAACAUUUGUGUAUUUUUGGACUCCUAAAUUUUUGCAUGUGUUCAACUAAGUUACUCUUAUGUGUAAUCCCGACGGCAGGCAUUUUUGUUCACCUGAAGACCUAGGAAGAUAGAUCGUCAUGCAUGCGUGCAUGAGAAUUGCAUAUCAAGUAAUGAAGAAAACCUAGCUAUUCUUCUCUGUUGACCAUGGAAUGCUUGACUUUCCCAAACUAUAUAAUUCUUUCACUUCAAACGAAAGGCAAAUUACUAGGAGACUUGCAGAGCAAGUGAUGGCAAUGCAUCAUGACUUCCUGCCCAUUUCUAAUGCUAGUUCAUGUUAUUCUUUAUGUGAUUGGGUGAUAGCCAUAUUGCACCAAAACACUUGCAGAGCUCACCACUGAUUGACACCUUGUUUCACAUAGUUGAGGCUUGUGCUCUUUUAUAACACCAGUAAGUAGUGUCAUGAUCAAGGACAGAGCUGUUUGGUUUUUGCCCCCCACCAAAAAAUGUUCUUUUAUUAUCUUGCUCUAAUUUUUAAGCAGCUUCUCCUGUAACAACAUUUCAUUUCUUUAUGUGAAGCUGCAGAUUUGUAGAUCAAAAUCUAGUGAAUUGUCAUGUUCAGCUUCAUGGAAUGACUUGCCAAGUGGGAAAUGAGAGAGACCGACUCUGGUAUGGCUUAAAACAGUGGUGUGAAAGAUGCAUGAGAAGUUCCUGCUGUUUAGUAUAACAUUAUGCACAAAUCUAUUGGCCCAAACAAGCUUACUGAACUGCUGAGGAACUCAAUUAAAUUGCUUGGCAGGUAAGUUUCUAGUGCUCUAUUUGAUCUCAGAUUCAUCCCUGGAGGUCUGCUUGGUCUUAGGAUCACCAGACUAGAAGAAGCGAGUGCUAGAACAACUGACAUGUUUGCUGUAAACCUAAAUCUCCUAGUGCAGAUUUACUCAAGACACUAAACAUCUUGUGAUGAGAUAUGCAGGGAUCAGCAGCUGCAGCAUAUCCAAGCUUGGACGUCACAGAAACGUUGGAAGAGUGCAGCUCAAUCAAACAUGCUGUGCACCAUCAAUUUCCAGGAAGUCUAUCUCACAUGCUCUGCCCUAAUCCAUGGAGGUUCCUUCUCAAACCAUGCAAUCACAAGUCUAGUUUAUUUCCUCAUAAUUCUAUGAUGCAGAGGCACAAUUCUGUGGUCACCACGACUUCAGAAACUAAUAACCCAGCUCCUCGAACCAUCCAUCAUCCUUGAGCACCACCGUCGAGCAGCAAACCCUAAUAAAUACACCAUCGUGAUUUGAUCACUCCACUUGCCACUUGAGUUCCUAAGGUGGGAGGAAGAGUAAAUGCCUUCUUCGACUCCCAAGCCAAUCACAUGCACGUACGCAGCUAAAGCUCUUCCAGUGGGAUCUGAUGAGGAAGAUGGCACCUCUUAAUCAACCUUGCUUCGGGAUCAAUGAAGAGAGCUCAAAACUAGCUUUAUCCAAGUCCACCGGCGUAGCUGCCGGCGUCAACCUUUUCUUUUGGCAGCCACGAGGUAUUUAAGCCGACCUGCACCCCCCCUACGUCGAAACCUUUGUCCAAGUGCUUCUUCCUAAGCCAAGGUGAUGGCAUCGGCUGCGUCGUCGUCGUCCAGCACCGGAGUCCCGCCGGGGUUCCGGUUCCACCCCACGGACGAGGAGCUCCUGCUCUACUACCUCAAGAAGAAAGUCUCCUUCGAGAAGUUUGAGCUGGAGGUUAUCAGAGAGGUUGACUUGAACAACGUUGAGCCAUGGGACUUGCAAGAGCGCUGCAGGAUCGGGUCUGCGCCUCAAGAUGAGUGGUACUUCUUCAGCCACAAGGAUCGCAAGUACCCCACCGGGUCGCGGACCAACCGCGCCACCGGCGCCGGAUUCUGGAAGGCUACCGGGCGCGACAAGUGCAUCCGGAACAGCUACGAGAGGAUCGGCAUGAGGAAGACGCUGGUGUUCUACCGCGGCCGCGCGCCCCACGGCCAGAAGACCGACUGGAUCAUGCACGAGUACCGGCUCGACGACUCCGACGACGCCCGGGGCGAAGCCGGCGGUGGCAGUGAUGAUGGAUGGGUGGUGUGCAGGGUCUUCAAGAAGAAGUGCUUCUUCAAGGGCAGCGGCGAAGGGAGCACGAGCCAAGCCAUGGAGAACCACAUGAGCGUCGCCGCCAGCCACGACCAGUCCCCAUCGCUGAGCUCUAACUACAUCCACCCAAAUCUCGGCCACCACCACCGCCACCUCCACCACCACAACGGCCUGUACUACUCCCAGAUGCCCACCGGCCCCUACUCCCAUGGCCAAGUGCAGGACCUGAUGACCAACCACAGGCCGUCGGGAUACGACUUCGGGGUGCUCCCCGGAGACUCCUCCCCCGUCGUCAAGCCCUACGACGGAGCAUUAGCAGCUGCAGCCGCCUGCGUAGGGAUGCAAAGCGAGAGGGAUCCGGGCCCGAACGAGUGGGCGGUGCUUGACGGCAUAACGGCGCAGCAGCAGCAGCAGAUGAAUCAGAUGGCGAGCCAACGCGGGGGAGAGAUGGAUUUGUGGGGAUAUGGGAAGUAAAGGUCACAUUGGGCUGGCCAUGUGCAUGGAAUUGUUGUGGCUCAAACUCCAUCGUUCAUUGCAAUAAGGACCAAAUUGGUGGUAUGCAUGAGCGAACUCAGAAGAGUCUCAGCUCCUCUGCCCACAGAAUCGAUUGUGUCUGUUCCUUUGAGUGUUUACAUGUUUUAAUUGUGUAAGGGUCGAUCUCUACAUCCUGUCAAUGUACACAUGUAUAGAGUAGACAAUGUUCUAAUAAUAUAUCAUAAUGAAUAUGCUGAA
This is a messenger RNA of Musa acuminata AAA Group (dessert banana), 3334 nucleotides long. RefSeq names its product protein BEARSKIN1-like. The record is from RefSeq and is a predicted model, not a curated record. Gene Ontology annotation, biological process: regulation of DNA-templated transcription. Gene Ontology annotation, molecular function: DNA binding. The transcript is spliced from 5 exons. Lineage: Eukaryota; Viridiplantae; Streptophyta; Magnoliopsida; Zingiberales; Musaceae. The coding region runs from base 2114 to 3076 and encodes 320 amino acids.